GGAGGGAGCGGAGAAAAUCGUAGGGCGUACUUUUACCACAAACACACACAAAGAGUUUGGGUCCCGGAAGAGGCAUUCCGGAAGUGUGGAGAAAAGGAUUUUUAAGAAGUUGAUGUGCCCCUUUCUGCCUCAGCCGCGCAUUGAUCCGGAAGUAAUCCUCUAAAGCGAGGUCAUUGGCGGUUCUACGGCCACCGGGAGGGGAAAAGCGCGCAUGUUUGAGCCAGCGCGAGGUGUGGUUGGGUCCCGAGCGGUAGUAGCCGCGUCUCCGGAGAGAGCAUCCUCGGGCUCGUCUUUUCUUCCUUCGUUCCCUUUCCCAGAGGAAUCCUCUUUCCUUCGCUCCACACCUUGGAUGUGAACUUCCUACCUGAGGACUGUAAAGACUAAUUUGAAAAUGGAAAAACCAGAACCAAUGGAUUCUUCUCAAAUAACCAAACAGUCUGUUGUUUCAGAGGAGUUAAUUACAGAAGGAAAAUGGGUCAAGCUCGAAAAAACAACUUACAUGGAUCCUACCGGUAAAACAAGAACUUGGGAAACGGUGAAACGUACAACCAGGAAAGGACAGUCUGCUGAUGGUGUGGCGAUUAUCCCAGUGCUGCAGAGAACGCUCCAUUAUGAGUGUGUUGUUCUGGUGAAACAGUUCCGGCCCCCAAUCGGAGGCUACUGCCUGGAAUUCCCUGCAGGUCUCAUAGAUGAUAAUGAAAGCCCAGAAGCAGCUGCUCUUCGGGAGCUUGAGGAAGAGACUGGCUACAAAGGUGACGUUGCUGAAUGCUCUCCAGCUGUCUGUAUGGACCCUGGUCUGUCCAGCUGCACCACCCACGUCGUGACUGUGACCAUUAACGGCGACGAUGCAGCAAACGUCAGGCCCAAGCCAAAGCUGGGAGACGGAGAAUUUGUGGAAGUAAUUUCUUUACCAAAGAAUGACCUGCUGAAGAGAAUUGAGGCUCUGGUAGCUGAUGAACACCUCACAGUGGAUGCCAGAGUCUACUCCUACGCGCUGGCGCUGAAACAUGCAAACACUAAACCCUUUGAAGUGCCCUUCCUGAAAUUCUAAGGCCAAAAAGGACCUGUCCAUGUUUUUGUAAAUGGGACCACCAGACCUUUUUCUCUCAGUCUUUAUAUGCAACACAGAUUAAUGGCAGUUUAAACUAGCUUUUUCACAAAAUAAAAGCACCAUUUAGAAUGCA
Choloepus didactylus (southern two-toed sloth) is the source of this 1184-nucleotide messenger RNA. It is a transcript of the gene NUDT5, whose product is annotated as nudix hydrolase 5. Gene Ontology annotation, molecular function: ADP-ribose diphosphatase activity. Gene Ontology annotation, biological process: nucleoside phosphate metabolic process; ribose phosphate metabolic process. Lineage: Eukaryota; Metazoa; Chordata; Mammalia; Pilosa; Megalonychidae. Gene Ontology annotation, cellular component: nucleus. The record is from RefSeq and is a predicted model, not a curated record. The transcript has 10 exons. The coding region runs from base 392 to 1051 and encodes 219 amino acids.